Molecule: messenger RNA, 2030 nt
Organism: Chenopodium quinoa (quinoa)
Lineage: Eukaryota; Viridiplantae; Streptophyta; Magnoliopsida; Caryophyllales; Amaranthaceae
Product: probable acyl-activating enzyme 6
Exons: 1
Coding region: 273-2009 (578 amino acids)
Source: RefSeq, a predicted model, not a curated record
UUACUUCAGGUAGGCGGUAGCUCUUAGUUGUAACUUAUAAAUAAUUUGUUUUUGUUUUUUUUUUUUGUAAAUAUAUUUUUGAAUUUUUUAUUUAAUUUUUUUUUUAAAUGACUUGUUACACCUUCUUGCCAUUUGACAACUUGCUAUAUAUAAAUUCCUUAUAAGUAUGCAUUUAUCAUUUGUGUCAGUCCUCCUAUCUAUCUAUCUUACUCUCUCCCUUUACAAAAAUAACCAAAAUAGCUACAAAAAAACUAUCUUAAGCUAAGGUCAUCAUGGACCAGCUUAAACCAAAACAAGCUAAUUCUAUCCCACUCACUCCAUUAACACUCUUAGAGCGAGCUGCCAUUGUGUACAGCGACUCGCCCUCCCUCGUAUACAAGGCUACCACGUACACGUGGGCCGACACCAACCAGCGAUGUCUUCAGAUGGCUUCUUCUAUUACUUCUCUAGGUAUCACACGGGGAGACGUCGUGUCAGUUGUCGCCCCGAAUGUACCCGCAGCCUAUGAGCUACAUUUCGCAGCCCCUAUGGCAGGGGCCGUACUUAAUAAUAUUAAUACUCGUCUUGAUUCUAGGACGAUCUCCGUCCUACUACGUCACAGCGAGUCGAAACUUGUAUUCGUGUAUUAUCAACUUCAAUCCCUUGUUUUGGAGGCUAUAUCCUUACUCCCUGCCGAGCACCCACGUCCUAUUUUAGUACUCGUUACCGAUAACGAAUACGACUACGACCCUGUCACGCUUAGCGACGAAACCCUCAAAGCUAAGCUUGGUGAUAAUAUCUGCCAACCAAGCAAAGAGUUUCAAACGACAUACGAACUUAUGGUUAAGAAUGGUGAUCCGGGAUUUAACUGGAUCCAACCCGAAAGCGAGUGGGACCCGAUUGUGCUAAACUACACCUCCGGAACGACGUCGUCCCCGAAGGGUGUCGUGCAUUGCCACCGUGGCUCGUUCAUCACUACGAUGGACUCGCUCGUUGAUUGGUCAGUUCCGAAACAACCGGUCUACUUGUGGACCCUACCAAUGUUCCACUCCAAUGGGUGGGGCUUUACUUGGGGGAUGGCGGCAGUUGGUGGCACUAAUAUCUGUCUUAAGAAAUUCGACGGCGCAACCAUUCACGCCGCCAUCCGGGCCCACCAAGUCACCCACAUGUGUGCAGCACCAAUAGUCCUCAACAUGCUCACCACCCUAACCUCUGACCCGGGCCCACUUUCCUGGCCCGUUCAUGUCCUAACGGGCGGGUCACCCCCACCCGCACCCAUCCUCCUCAGAGCGGAGUCUCUCGGGUUUGUGGUUGGUCAUGGGUACGGACUCACCGAGACGGGCGGCGUGAUUGUUUCGUGCGCUUGGAAGUCGCAUUGGAACCGUCUCCCCGCCCUUGAAAGGGCCCGGCUUAAGGCGCGUCAGGGAGUCCGGACCAUCGGGAUGACCUGGAUAGAUAUAAUAAAUCCAUACACAGGACAACGCGUUAAACGGGACGGGAAGACCGUUGGAGAGAUCGUCUUUCGAGGUGGGUCCAUUAUGUUAGGGUAUCUUAAAGACCCUGAAGGAACUUCUAAAUGCAUGAGAAAUGAUGGUUGGUUUAGAACAGGUGAUCUAGGUGUAAUGCAUAAAGACGGGUACUUAGAGAUAAAAGAUCGUUCUAAAGAUAUUAUCAUAAGUGGUGGUGAAAAUAUUAGUAGCGUCGAGGUUGAAAACGUGUUGUAUACUUUCCCCGUGAUUAACGAGGCGGCGGUGGUGGCUAAACCGGACGAGUAUUGGGGAGAGACGCCGUGCGCAUUUGUAAGCUUGAGGAAAGGAUUGAAAGAAAAACCAACGGAAAGAGAUGUAGUAGAGUAUUGUAGGUCAAAAAUGGCACAUUACAUGGUGCCUAAAAAUGUUGUGUUUAUGGAGGAUCUUCCUAAGACUUCAACAGGGAAAAUUCAAAAGUAUUUACUUAGGAAAAUGGCUAAGGAUUUGAGUAAAGAUGAAACUAGUAUUACUACUGGUACAUCAUUGGCAAGUCGUUUAUAGAAUUAUUUAUUUUACUUUUAA